Molecule: messenger RNA, 977 nt
Organism: Aaosphaeria arxii CBS 175.79
Lineage: Eukaryota; Fungi; Ascomycota; Dothideomycetes; Pleosporales
Exons: 1
Coding region: 220-828 (202 amino acids)
Source: RefSeq, a predicted model, not a curated record
GACAUCCUAUGCACAUUAGACCACUGGUGCGUGAAGCAUACAAACACCAUUUCUGACAUUUUACGGUCGAAGUCUUACAAGUGAGUUUGUUUAUUUAGACAACAAACGACAAGUGCGAAUUGGGUGGUGUGAACCAAGAAGGCCACUCAUUGGCCUCUUCAACGCCGUGAAGUCAUCAUCUACACCCCCCUCCCCCUUCCCCUCGUCGCACCUCUCGCAAUGCCACUUCCACCCCUAGUGCUCCCCCUCGUCCCUCUCGGCGCUCCACCCCUCGUAGGAAUCCCACCUCCUCCGCCCGCCCUCCCACCAGCCCUCGGUAUACCCCUGCCCCUCCCUAUCCUAGAAGGCGGAGCGGACGCAUCUAGCCUGGAGGACGCGCCGGGCUUCUUGCUGCUAGGCGGGUUCUCGACGAACGAGGUGUCGGUCGUCAGGAACGUGGCCUCGACGUCUGGCACCGCGGGGUCCUGUCCGUUGUUUGCGCCUCCUGGCCCUAUGGAGGAGGAGAAGUCCGGUUGGUUCUGGGGCCGCUUGAAGGAUUCUGGCGCUGGGGUCUGGCGGUCCGGAAUGUCAGUACAUGUAUGCUCUCAAACCUGCGUAGUUUCCGGAGACAUGAAUAGAGAAAAUGGACAUACCUCUGGGAAAUCCACACAAAAAGCAUUCAUGUUCAUGCCGUACAGAAAGCCCGCGAAGCUCUCGGAGAAGCGAGCCAGGCUCUCGUGCAUGAGCUGCAGCUGGACGAAGUUGGACUCGAGGUCGGCCAUUGCGUCCGAGAGCUCUGCGAAGUCAUCUUGUAGGAGCUCGAGGGGGGAUACGGAGCCGGGGGCGUAGGGACCCCGGACGCGAGACGCGCUGUCGCGGAGAGAGGAGCGGGAGGAAGGUCGGAGGGGAGUUGUCGGGCGGGAGCGAGGGGACUUGGAGCGAGGACGUGGCGGGCGUGACUGGCGGAUUGUCGAUGGGGGUUCGGCUUGCGGUGUUGU